Messenger RNA from Cuscuta europaea, 2180 nucleotides. The record is from the annotation of a GenBank genome assembly. Lineage: Eukaryota; Viridiplantae; Streptophyta; Magnoliopsida; Solanales; Convolvulaceae.
GCCUUUGCAAGAGAUGGACGCGUCUACACAUGUGGAUCCAACGUUCAUGGUCAUGUGUAGAACUGCUUGCAUUCCUUUCUACUGUUCAAAUUGCUGCGGGACCAAGCUACGCCCUUGCUGUGGCUUUGGAUGGGUCACUUUACACUUUUGGAUCGGGCUCCAAUUUCUGCCUUGGCCAUGGGGAGCAGCUCAAUGAAUUCCACCCAAGGGCAAUCCUGUCAUUCAAGAGGAAGGGCAUUCAUCUUCUUCGUGUGUCUGCUGGUGAUGAACAUGUUGUAGCACUCGAUUCGAAUGGAUAUGUGAGUAAUCAUCAUAGAAGGAUUGGAUUUCUGUUUCCCCAUGUGCUUGCUAGACCACUUGUGGCCUUUAUCUGUUCUUAUCGGUUUAGUAUCUGAUAUAGAGAGCUCAUCCUAAACCUAUAAACAGGGCCCUGCUUGGUCACAUUUGUAAAUCAACCUAAAUUGCUAGAGCUAAUACGAUCUAAAGUUUUUUAAGAGAAGUGCUUCAUUCUAAAAUAGCUCUUUGUGUUCUGUUCGCAUUAUUCUCUUCUACAUCUCAUAGAGCAGGUAGAGGUAGAGGAAAUCAAGGAAACCUCCACGGAAGAAAAGAAAUCAGAGAAUUAAUCAAACCAUCGUAGUAAAUCAGAUUUGCCUAUAUGAAAGAUUCUAGCAAUAGAUCAUGAUAUAAAUGUAUCAUGAAUAAUUGAUUAUUAAUUAUAUCUGCCUUAAAUAUUUCAUAGGUUAUAAAUACUGGCUUCCUUUAGCAUAGGAAGCAUUGAGAGAUUUGAUGUUUGUUUUAUAAAUGUCAAGCUAGAUUAUUUGUCCCCUUGCCUCUUUACUCCCUAUCAACAUCUACCUCUAGUAGCAUCAGCCACCACAUUCAAAACACCAAGAAUCACUUCCCUUAUGUAACCCGUAUGGUCUCUGAUUUGAUUGGUCACUGCAGGUGUACACCUGGGGAAAAGGUUACUGUGGUGCCCUUGGGCAUGGGAAUGAGACUGAUAAGACUACCCCAGAACCUGGGGAAAAGGUUACUGUGGUGCACUUGGGCAUGGGAAUGAGACUGAUAAGACUACCCCAGAACUUGUGGACAGCCUUAAGAGUCACCUUGCCAUCCAGGUUUGUCCAAGUAAGAGAAAGACUUUUGUAGUGGUAGAUAAUGGCCUGCGGUCCCACCGCAUAUCUCAGAUUAGCACCGCACUGUACCACACCAUAGUAAUCACCAAUUGGGGACAACUCUUUGGUUUUGGUGAUAAUGAAAGAGCCCAACUCGGACAAGACACACUCCGAGGAUGCCUCAAUCCAACUGAAAUUUUGGUGCCGAAGUCAUCAUGAAUGUGAAAGUUGGACCAAUAUAGUUUACACUGUUUUCAGGUGCAUCUCUAGUUGUUAUCAUUAGUAUAUGAUUGUCUAUAUGGACAUGUUUACUUUGUGCGGUCAGGGAUGAUAAUGUUAAAUUUAUUAACUUACAAUGGUAUUCUUUUAGGAAUGUUUGGUUAAUGGGACAAUGUACUGCAACUUCAUGACAGGCAGUUGAAGAGUACAUGCAAACCAGAUUAUGCAAGAUCUGAAACAUACCAAACUGUUCCCAACCAGGCUCCACUUGAUCAGGCAAACUAACAUUAACUACGAAGAAAUUAUACAAAAUAUGAUAUUUUAGACAUAACCAGACCAGUAUUAAACAAGUUAUACACACAUAAACUAGAGCACCAUGAAAUAUUAGUUAGCGUGCAGUUUAGCUUUCUUCUAGUAUGUUGUUUUAUACGGAGUAGGAGUUUUAUGUCAUGAGUUCAAAUUCAGUUUUAAUUGAACGUUAAUCUUAUUGUCAUUUAUGAAUACGUGAAUUAAAUUAUCAGUACUAGUUUAGAUAUCUUCAAAGAUGAAUUAACAUUAUAAAUGCUCAAUUAUCAUAGUAUAUAAGAAGUAUUAAGAAUAAAUUAUGCUCCAUUGACUAUAGGAAUAGUAAACUUUAAAACUUAUGUCCCACAAAAAGGUAGCACUCCCAUGUUUUGUGUUUUAUUUUGAGACUGUUGGGUUUUAAUCGGUCAAAAGAAGUAUUAAUUUAUGUGUUAAUUUAUUAAUUAUGUUUUAUUUAUUUACUUAGUUUGAACAAUUAGUUAUGUUAGUGGGUGUAUGGUUAAGUGGGUGGUUACUUCCCACUUUCUCACUCGUAUGUUUGGC